Messenger RNA from Glycine soja, 1291 nucleotides. Its product is annotated as glucan endo-1,3-beta-glucosidase-like. Gene Ontology annotation, biological process: carbohydrate metabolic process. The transcript is spliced from 2 exons. The coding region runs from base 72 to 1094 and encodes 340 amino acids. Gene Ontology annotation, molecular function: hydrolase activity, hydrolyzing O-glycosyl compounds. Gene Ontology annotation, cellular component: plasma membrane. Lineage: Eukaryota; Viridiplantae; Streptophyta; Magnoliopsida; Fabales; Fabaceae. The record is from RefSeq and is a predicted model, not a curated record.
CGUAUGAUCAGUUAGUGUGGAAGAGUUUAGUUCAUAAUAGUAGUUGGAUCUUCUGCAUAAUCAUAUUCAAUAUGAUUUUCUCAAGAGGCAACACCGCCAUGUCUGCCAUAUUGCUGCUUCUUGGAAUAUUAUCUUCCACUGGAGUAGAAUUUACGGGGGCACAAUCUGUUGGUGUGUGUUAUGGAGGAAAUGGAAACAAUCUACCAACAAAGCAAGCAGUGGUGGAUCUUUACAAAUCAAACAGAAUAGGCAAAAUCCGUUUAUACUAUCCAGACGAAGGAGUCCUUCAAGCCCUCAGAGGUUCAAACAUAGAGGUGAUCCUCGGUGUCCCUAAUGACCAACUUCAAUCUCUCACCAACGCUGGAGCUGCCACAAAUUGGGUCAACAAGUACGUGAAAGCAUACUCACAAAACGUGAAAUUCAAGUACAUUGCAGUUGGUAACGAAAUUCACCCUGGUGACUCUUUAGCAGGGUCUGUACUUCCAGCACUUGAAAACAUUCAGAAAGCAAUUUCUGCCGCCAAUUUACAAGGCCAAAUGAAGGUGUCAACAGCAAUAGACACCACUUUACUUGGCAACUCUUACCCACCAAAAGAUGGCGUUUUCAGCAGUAGUGCAAGUUCAUACAUAAGACCAAUUGUAAACUUUUUAGCAAGAAAUGGAGCCCCACUUCUCGCAAACGUGUACCCUUACUUCGCCUAUGUUAACAACCAACAAAGCAUUGGUCUUGACUAUGCCUUGUUUACUAAACAUGGUAACAACGAGGUUGGGUACCAAAACCUGUUUGAUGCAUUGUUGGAUUCUCUAUACGCUGCUCUUGAGAAAGUAGGGGCACCAAAUGUGAAGGUUGUUGUGUCUGAGAGUGGUUGGCCAUCUGAAGGUGGAGUUGGAGCAACUGUUCAAAACGCAGGAACCUAUUACCGCAAUUUGAUUAAUCAUGCCAAAGGUGGAACCCCCAAGAGGCCUAGUGGACCCAUAGAGACUUACCUCUUUGCCAUGUUUGAUGAAAACCAGAAGGAUGGUCCUGAAAUCGAACGACACUUUGGUCUCUUCAGGCCUGACAAAUCACCUAAAUACCAACUCAGUUUCAAUUGAAACAGUGGAUCAUAAACUCGGUGCUGAUUACUCAGAAUAAUUAAGGGUAUCUCAUUACAUAUAUAUGGUUUUAAUUAGUUUAAUUUGCACCGACCUCAAUGUACUACGUACUAGUACGCAAGUGAUGCUUCUAAUUAUUAAUAAAUGCAUCUCUACCACUUUAUAUCUAAAUAAUAAAUGUUUUAAUUCCUUGCGUA